Molecule: messenger RNA, 1021 nt
Organism: Lagenorhynchus albirostris (white-beaked dolphin)
Lineage: Eukaryota; Metazoa; Chordata; Mammalia; Artiodactyla; Delphinidae
Gene: TMEM242
Product: transmembrane protein 242
Exons: 4
Coding region: 135-560 (141 amino acids)
Source: RefSeq, a predicted model, not a curated record
GGGCAAAGGUCGUUCUCCGGACCGGUAUUCAGGUUGCACAGAUGGAGGGGGCAGCGGAACCUUUCUCCUCCGCCUAGCUCUCGCUUCCACCCGGUCCCAGUUGGCGCCGGACGCAGUAGUGGAGGCUUAUAAACAUGGAGACAGAGGAUACGGACACUGGAGAGCCGUCUUCUCGGCUGGGGGCUCCGGCGGCCACUAAUGACCGGCUUUUCGUGGUUAAAGGUGGAAUUUUCCUUGGUACUGUUGCUGCAGCGGGAAUGCUGGCUGGAUUUGUUACAACGCUAUCAUUGGCUAAAAAGAGAAGUCCUGAAUGGUUCAAUAAGGGAAGUGUGGCCACGGCUGCCUUACCGGAGAGCGGGUCUUCCCUUGCCUUGCGAGCCCUGGGGUGGGGCUCACUUUAUGCCUGGUGUGGGGUUGGUGUGAUCAGCUUCGCAGUCUGGAAGGCCUUAGGAGUUCACAGUAUAAAAGACUUUCGAAGUAAAAUGCAAUCAAUAUUUCCAGCAAUUCCCAAGAACUCUGAAUCGGCUGUUGAAUGGGAGGAAGCAUUGAAAUCCAAAUGAGAUGAGCAUGGUGGGUGAAGUCCAGAACGAUUGUUACAGGAAAAGCUGGCUUUGGAGAUGUCACAACAGCAAAGGGACUCGACGGAUUUCUCCUCAGGAACACAUGCAGAUUGUUGAGUGAACCUGUGGGAUGGAUGGCAUUCAGUGUCCCCAUAGGAGGCUGACAGUCAUUUCUGUGUGCUGUACUUUAUUACAACUGAUUUGGUUAUGUUCAUAUGGGGGUGGGGGGUGUUGGAGGGAGGGCAAAGUUUUCCUAAAGUUAGGAAGACUAUUUAAAAAUAAUUAUAUGGGUACCUUCUCUAUGUGGAGGAAAUCCCAGGGGAAAUACUUCUAUGACUGUAACAGUUGAAACCAAGUUUUUUACCUGAAAAACAAAAUUAUAACGUAUGAUGGAAAAUCUUUAUAAACAGACUCCUAACAGCAGUAGUACCUCUAAGUCUAAUUAAAUAAGUUUCAGCAGC